This is a messenger RNA of Habropoda laboriosa, 1502 nucleotides long. RefSeq names its product probable asparagine--tRNA ligase, mitochondrial (gene AsnRS-m). Gene Ontology annotation, biological process: asparaginyl-tRNA aminoacylation. The transcript is spliced from 4 exons. Gene Ontology annotation, molecular function: ATP binding; asparagine-tRNA ligase activity; nucleic acid binding. Gene Ontology annotation, cellular component: mitochondrion. Lineage: Eukaryota; Metazoa; Arthropoda; Insecta; Hymenoptera; Apidae. Bases 18 to 1469 code for a protein of 483 amino acids. The record is from RefSeq and is a predicted model, not a curated record.
UUUUGGUGUAAUUGUUCAUGUUCUGCAAAAACAGAGCUGCAAUGUUAUUUAGAACGUAUUUAAAAUUCAACAGAAGCUUAUUAUUUGCUAAUUUUAGUUUCCCAAAGUGUUAUGCUCAUACUAGGUUAAAUCAAAUAUGUAAUGAUAAUGACAAAGCCGAAGUGGGAACGCAUGUAAAAGUGCAGGGUUGGGUUCAUGGUCUCAGAAAGCUGAAACAAAAUGUUUUUGUCGAUAUUAUGGAUGGAUCAACUCCUAAAGUGUUGCAAAUUGUUGUACCCAGAUCUCUCAAACCAGACAAAUUAAGUUUCGGAAGUAGUAUUGUAGUAGAAGGGAAAUUAGGUGCAGCUUCAGGAAAUCAAGUUGAAUUACUUGCAAGCAAUAUAACUAUAAUUGGUUCAUGUGACGUUCUGGAUGGAUAUCCUUUUGCUCCAAGAAAACAUUAUUCUGAGGAAUAUACUAGACAGUAUUUACAUUUAAGACCCAGGACUAGAAAGUUUGGGUGUUUGUUAAGGCUCCGUGAUAGAGCAUCUGCAGCUAUUGAAAAUUAUUUAAGAAGUAGAGAUUUUAUAAAUGUACAUACACCAAUUUUAACUUCAAAUGAUUGUGAAGGUGCUGGUGAAUUAUUCUUAGUGAAACCACAAUCUGAAAGUAUGAUGAAAGAAAUGAAAAGAACAGAUGUUUCUGAGGAAGAAGCAUAUUUUAAUACUAAGACUUUCUUAACAGUUUCUGGUCAAUUACAUUUAGAAACUAUUGCAAGGGCACUUACAAGAGUAUAUACCUUUGGGCCAAUAUUCAGAGCUGAAAAUUGUAAAUCAAGAUUACAUUUAUCUGAAUUUCAUAUGUUAGAAGCUGAGUUAGCAUUUGUUGAUAAUAUUGAUGUUCUUAUGGAUGAAGUUGAAUUAAUGAUAAAGAAUGUAAUUAACGAUAUGAUUGAAAAGGCUACUUCUGAUGUAGAUGCACUGGGUGGUCUGCAAGUACAAUGGGUAGAUGAAAAAUUUGCACGUAUAACAUAUGAUGAAGCCUUUAAUAUUUUACAAAAUAAUGCAAAUAACUUGAAGAAACCUGUCCCCAAUUUUGGAUCAAACUUGGCUAAAGAGCAUGAAUUAUUUUUAGUUGAGCACAAUAAUAAUAUUCCUGUAUUUAUUAUAAAUUGGCCAAAAGAAAGCAAACCUUUUUAUAUGAAAGAAUGUAAAGAUGAUGCUUCAAAGGUUGCUGCAAUGGAUUUGUUAGUACCUACUGUAGGUGAAUUGGUAGGAGGAGGUAUACGUGAAGAUGAUUAUGAACAAUUAAAAUUAAAAUUGCCUUCAACAUCUGAUCUUUCUUGGUAUUUAGAACUUCGGAAAUAUGGUAAUGUUCCAACAGGAGGGUUUGGAAUGGGGUUUGAAAGAUUUUUACAAUGUCUUUUUGAUAUACCAAAUAUUAAAGAUACUCUCCCCUUUCCAAGAUGGCCACAUAAUUGUAGUUUAUGAAUAAACAUUUUAUAACUAUUGUAUAUAUGAAUG